AUGUGUCAAAAAGAAGGAUUAAGAACAACAAUAAGUGCAAAUCAGAAUUAUUUUCAUGAAUUCAGCACUAAUUUUCAAAUAUAACAAUGAAAUAGUAACUUUUAUAUGUUAAAUUUGUGUUCAGAAAAGAAAACAGUGUAGUGAAUUUUAAACGAUAUAAUUAAUGACAUGAAACGUGACAACAAAUUUUGGUGAACAAAAUUCCUCAAAGGAAAAAAUCCAAGAGUAUUAAUAAGUAUCUGAAGCGGAACAGAGCCCAAAAUGGAACAACAGCAAUUAUAUGACGGUACAAUGCUGGACAUUGAGCCUAUGCUGGAAGAUUUUCCUAUAGAUUUAUACGAAGGAUCUCCGGCAAAUGAUGAAACUUUUGAUACCCUGGACCCAAAUUUAUUAUCUCAUGCGAUAGGAUCUUUGGAUGAUACUUCUUGUUAUAGCCAAGAACACGAUCAAAUGAUGAGUCCACAAUAUGGUGACUCAAUAGACCCGGACAUAUUUUUAAAUGGGGUCAUUAAGAGAGAAAGUGAAUCUUCGGAUUGCUCGAAUCUAUCACAUAGAAACACUCCUUCGCCAGCUGACAGCAAUAAAAGUUGUGAAUCUUAUCCUUCCAGUGGAUACGAAUCGUGCCCAAGUGUUCAGAUGAACAAUAUUCUGCUUGAUAGUGCGCCCGUUUCACCAGAAAUGCCGCCUAGCCCCCCACAAAUAGUUUCGGUUUCCAGUAAUAAAGUUAUACGGGUAGGAGCGGCGCACUUACCGGUAAUUCAAAAAUUAUCUUGCCCUACUAAACUAUCUGAGUUGAAGAAUAUCAAACUUCCUCAAAAAACAACGUUUUUAAAAGCUACAGGAAAAGUUUCACAAACCGUUACAAAGAAAACCAUUGUGCUUACUGCUAAAGACUAUCAAGCUCUCGUCAAAAACAUUAAAUCAAAAACCAAUGGAAAAAUUCUCAUCAAAGCCGCAUCUUCGAUCAACAAAAAGCCAAUGGAUACGCAUGUGGGAUGCAACCAAUCAACAACAGUAUCGACCCAAUCACCAUUAGUUUCCUGUUCAGCAAGUGCGAUUAUCACCACGAUUCAGGAAAAGAAGAAUUCGGUCGACUUAGGAAACCAACCAGGGACAGCAUCAGUUCCAGUAGCAUCCAAGGAACGGAUCAUCGACGAACGGGCGCUCAAACGACAUCAAAGAAUGAUCAAAAAUCGCGAAUCCGCUUUUCUUUCUCGUGCCCGUAAAAAAGAGUAUGUCAACUCCUUAGAACAGCAAAUCGAUGCGCUGAAGCAAGAAAAUCAAUUCUUGAAAACUGAAAACUUUAAGCUACUGGAAAAGCUUAAACACAAAUGUUCCUGCAUAAACAGCACAGUGACCCGCCUUGGAACUGUCCAUACUGUGAUCUCAAAACGCAUGACACCGAACGUGCGUAAGAACACGGCUAUUGUAUUGGCCAUGCUAUUCAUGGUAUCGCUCAACUUUGGUCCGAUAGGCAAUCUUCUAACCCGAACCAGUACAACAAAAUCAUUAAUGGAAAGGAAUAUGGAAGGCCUGCCGCACCAUCAGCGUAAUCUUUUAUGGUUAGAUGAUGAACCCAAACUGCUUAAAGCCGCACAAAACGUUGCCACAAGUCUUAACAUAACCAACUUGGAAGAUUUAUCCGGACAACCUGAAGAAUCCCUUUCUGCUUGCCCUUUCUACGUGAAUCAAACGGAGAACAUCCGUUUGGCAAGCGAGUUGCGCCGCUGGAUCGGCGAAAACGGGUUUAAAAAUUUGACUGAUCGCGACGGCGAUGAUAUGAGUAUUAAUUCCUUUUCGGAAAUGUUCGCUCUGAAGGAUACCAUUGAUUCAAUGUAUCGACAGAUGAAAGACAUCAGUUCUCAGAUGGAAUCAUUCAAAAGGCGUAACAAAAUAGUGGUACCUCGUAAAAACGUUCAGGUGCCUAGAAAGCCAGCACAGCAAAUGGACUUGUACAGAGACGACUAUCAAAUGCGAAAAGAAAACGACUUGGCUCUGUAUUAUCCCGGGUUUAGUAAAAAGUAUGCUAAAUUUUUCGAAGAAAUCGGUAGACGUGACGAUACGUUCUAUUUGGUUUCGUUCAGUGUGGAGCACUUGCUCCUGCCUGCCAUUGCUUAUAACAAAACUAAUCGUCCGAGGAUGUCGUUGAUGCUGCCAGCGAUGAUGGAGAACGCCACACAUCCCUCGGAUAAAGUCACACUCAUGCAGAUCGAUUGCGAAGUCAUGAACACAUCAAUGAUACAAAUCCGUGAAAAGAAUAUACCGGGAGAUUUGCUGAAACCACCGCCGAAUUCCAAGUCGGAGUACACAGCUAGUAAUCCCAGCAGUGGCACUAACCGAGAGCGUACGUCUCAUCCCUUCAGCGGAAAUAAUGAACGGAACGUCAGCAACGCAGAGAGCACAGGGAAAGUUCCCCGAUACGGAAAGCAUCAGGGUAGUAGACCCUUUUUCGUACAGAGAAUGGGAGUGCAACCGAAAGAUGGACUGGAUGUUGACUAAAUUCAUGAAUAUUUUAUGCUGACACACUGAUUGAAGCAUUUAAAUUUAAGAACAGUUAACAACACAAAACUUCAUACCACAAAGAGUGCAAUCUGACCUAUUUGACCUAUUUAUCAAACAUACUUAAUUAUCACCAGGAAAUUCCACUACCUAACGGGACAAAUGUUUUGGUGACAUUAACUACUGGAGGCCUAAUGCCGGGUUUUCGAUUGGAUUUAAUUAUAAUUGAAAGACAUAGUUGUUAGAAUCGUGAGAACAAAAUAUUUGGAUUUUUCUCUAACAAAUGAAAUAAGUGAAAUGUGAAAAUUUGAUAUAACAUUAAUGAUUAUCUUAAGUUAAGCUAUUAUACAAGUUACUGAAAUAUACAAAAAUAAUCUGA
This is a messenger RNA of Uranotaenia lowii, 2878 nucleotides long. RefSeq names its product cyclic AMP-dependent transcription factor ATF-6 alpha (gene Atf6). The record is from RefSeq and is a predicted model, not a curated record. The coding region runs from base 262 to 2499 and encodes 745 amino acids. NCBI's taxonomy places the organism in Eukaryota, Metazoa, Arthropoda, Insecta, Diptera, Culicidae. The transcript has 6 exons. Gene Ontology annotation, biological process: regulation of transcription by RNA polymerase II; endoplasmic reticulum unfolded protein response. Gene Ontology annotation, cellular component: nucleus. Gene Ontology annotation, molecular function: RNA polymerase II cis-regulatory region sequence-specific DNA binding; DNA-binding transcription factor activity, RNA polymerase II-specific.